CUGUAUUAUUUUGUUGUUCUGAUUUGGUUCAAUUGGUUCAUCAGUUUCUUCUUUGAUACUUCCUUUCUUUUUCCUUUUAUUUUCCCUGUUAGAAUUAAAAAAAAAAAAAAAAAAAAAAAAAAGUCAGCAAAGAGCAGAGACUAGAGAGGAGAUGACAAUACGUGGUGGGUGGAGCACAAAGAUUGUUGGUUUGUGAUCUCUUUCAAGCUUGUUAGAAGAACCCCAUUUCACAGUUUGUUCUUCUGAUCUUGUUCAAGGGAAAAAAAAGGCCUGCAUAAUUACAGGUUUAUAAAAAAGAAAGAAAAAAAUCCCAUCCCAUUUUGGUGUUCUUCUAGUGGAAAUGGGGGGUAUAGUGGGAAAGUCUGAAUCACCCAAGAAGGUUUGCACACCAGAAACAAAGCUUGAAGCCAAAAUUGUGGAAGCCAUGAAGAGGAGAGCAAUCCAAGGAACCUCCAUGAAAUCAUUCGACAACAUAAUCUUGAAGUUCCCAAAGAUUGAUGAGAGCUUAAGAAAUUGCAAGGCUAUUUUUGAGCUAUUUGAUGAGGAUUCAAAUGGUGCGAUUGAUCAGGAAGAGAUGAAAAAGUGUUUCCAUAAGCUGGGAAUUUCUUUCACAGAGGAGGAGAUCAGUGACUUCUUCAAUGCUUGUGAUAUUAAUGAGGAUAUGGGAAUAAAGUUCAAUGAGUUCAUUGUUCUUCUUUGCCUUGUCUAUCUUCUCAAGGAUGGUCAGACUGCAAUUCACACUAAAUUGAAAGUUGUGAUGCCGAAUCAGGAGACGACAUUCGAGACAUUGGUGGAUGCAUUUGUGUUCUUGGACAAGAACAAGGAUGGCUAUGUGAGCAGGAGUGAAAUGGUUGAGGCCAUAAAUGAAACCACAUCAGGGGAACGCUCUUCUGGGAGGAUAGCCAUGAAAAGAUUUGAAGAAAUGGACUGGGAUAAAAAUGGAAUGGUGAGCGUCAAGGAGUUUCUUUUCGCAUUCACUCGUUGGGUCGGAAUUGAUGAGGUUGAGGAGGAAGAGGAAGAAGAACAAUGAAAACUACAGGAUUAAACACAAAUUUCUUCUUCUUUUUCUUUUCCCUCUUGUCCUUUGAGAUGUUGUUGCUUUGUAGCUAAGCUUACUAGGACAAUCUUGGGCCUUACAGAACCCUUUUUUUUUUUUUUUUUUUUGUUCCUCUUUACUUUUUUCUAAUAAAGGACCACUUGAUGUCUCAUCAAAAUAUGUGUAAAGUUGCCUCAUUGUGUCCCUCCUUGUAAUUCCUUUGUAAACAUCAUGAAGCUUUCUCACCACCAUAGUUAGGAAUCAACCCCACUCUAUUCUAUGUUGUGUAAUGUAAUGUAGGGUUUCAAUGUCUA
Molecule: messenger RNA, 1350 nt
Organism: Morus notabilis
Lineage: Eukaryota; Viridiplantae; Streptophyta; Magnoliopsida; Rosales; Moraceae
Product: probable calcium-binding protein CML21
Exons: 6
Coding region: 341-1030 (229 amino acids)
Molecular function (GO): calcium ion binding
Source: RefSeq, a predicted model, not a curated record